UCCCUUUUUAACUUUGAAAAGAAAGUUCAAGUCAGUGCCGUGGUACAGUCCAGGCCUGGUUCCUUGCAAGGCUCAUCCACGCUUGCUGAGGAAACAUUUUUUCUUCUCCUGUCAGUGUAUCCAUUUUAUAACAGAACAAUGUGUUUGUGCUUUGUAGGACUUUUCUAGCACCUCUAAUUUGGACAGACAGAACUUGGCGGAAGAAAAAGCAGAUUAUUUCUGAUCCCUUAGAGGUUUGUUGGGAGCACAGAUGGAUGAGCAAGAUUCAUCUGACCCUGAAGGAGGAAGAGGGAAUUUCAUCCUAAUGGGGAGCAGCAGGGGAUUCCGGGAAAACUCUGUGCAGAUUCUGGAUGAGGACCACACUCUUCGCUCUGAUGUGCAGAGCCAGCAGUUCAAACAGUUCUGCUACCAAGAGGUCAAGGGUCCCCGAGAGUUUUGCAGUCGACUCUACCACUUUGACCGUCAAUGGCUAAAGCCAGAAAGGCACACGAAAGCUGAGGUGCUCGACCUGGUGAUCUUGGAGCAGUUCCUGGCUGUCCUUCCACCGGAGAUGGAGAGCUGGGUGAGGGAAUGUGGAGCGAAGACCAGUGCCCAGGCAGUGGCCCUGGCCGAGGGUUUCCUCUUGAGUCAGGCAGCGGAGAGAAAGGAGGCAGAACGGCAGGGAAAAUAUCUGUCUGCAAAAAUGGGCACGGAUUCCUCUGAGGCAGAGAGGAUUCUGUUGGAUACCAGAGAGAGGCCACUGGGUGACAGAAAUACAUCAGUGAAAUCUCAUCCAUAUUUUCAUGGCAGCGGAGGGGAAGCGGCAGCUGUGGAACCAGAUCAGGGUCCAGUGUGCUUUGAAGAUGUCGCUGUUUGUUUCACAGAUGAGGAAUGGGCAUUGCUGGAUUCUGACCAGAGAGCUUUACAUAAGGAAGUCAUGGAGGAGAAUCGUGGGAUCAUGGACUCACUUGGCAAUGACAAAUUAAAAAUGAUCAAGGGAGACCAUGGCGGAAUCCACACAAUGAAGAAGCCACAUAAAUAUUUGGAGUGUGGAGACAGAUUUCAUCAGAGCUCACAUUCCACUUCCCAUCAAAUAAAUCCCAUUGGGAAGAAAUCCUAUCAGUGCUUAGAAUGUGGAAAGAGCUUUGGUCGGAAACGAACUCUCACAGCCCAUAACAGAGUCCACACUGGGGAGAAACCCUACCAGUGCUUGGAAUGUGGAAAGAGCUUCAGUCACAACAGCAAUCUCACUUCCCAUCAAAGAAUUCAUACCGGGGAGAAACCUUAUCAGUGCUUGGAAUGUGGAAAGAGUUUCACUCAGUGCGCAACUUUCACUUCCCAUCAAAGAAUUCAUACCGGAGAGAAACCCUACCAGUGCUUGGAAUGUGGAAAGAGCUUCCGUCACUCCACCGCUCUCACUUCCCAUCAAAGAAUUCAUACUGGGGAGAAGCCCUAUCAGUGCUUGGAAUGUGGAAAGAGCUUAAGUAAGAGCUCUGCUCUCACUUCCCAUCAACGAAUUCAUACUGGGGAGAAACCCUACCAGUGCUUGGAAUGUGGAAAGAGCUUCCGUCACAGCACCGCUCUCACUACUCAUCAAGUAAUUCAUACCGGGAAGAAGCCCUAUCAGUGCUUGGAAUGUGGAAAGAGCUUUGGUCAGAAGGGAAAACUCAAUUUACAUCAAAGAAUUCAUACUGGGGAGAAACCCUUUGAAUGCCAAGAGUGUGGAAAGAGCUUUAGUAAGAGCAACCAUCUCACUUCCCAUCAAAGAAUUCAUACAGGGGAGAAACCUUAUGAGUGCUUGGAAUGUGGAAAGAGCUUCACUCGGAAGGAAAGUCUCGCUUCCCACCAAAGAACACACAGUGAGGAGAAACCCUAUCAGUGCUUGGAAUGUGGAAAGGGUUUCAGUCGGAAGGAAACACUGACUUUCCAUCAAAGAAUUCAUACUGGAGAGAAACCAUAUCAGUGCAUGGAAUGUGGAAAGAGCUUCAGUCACAGAGCUAAUUUCAUGGCCCAUCAAAGAACUCACAGCGGGGAGAAACCGUAUCAAUGCUUGGAAUGUGGAAAGAGCUUCCGUUACAGCAGCAAUCUCACUGUCCAUCAAAGAACUCACAGCAUGGAGAAACCAUACCAGUGCUUGCAAUGUGGGAAGAGCUUCCAUCAGAGCAGCGCCCUCACUUCCCAUCAAACAAUUCACAGUGGGGAGAAACCAUAUCAGUGCUUGGAAUGUGGAAAGAGCUUCAAUCACAGCAGCACUCUCACUUACCACCAGACAACUCACAGAAGAGAGAAACCAUUUCAGUGUCAAGAGUGUGGAAAGAGUUUCAGUCAUAAGGAAAGUCUCACUUCCCAUCAAAUAAUUCAUACAGCGGGGAAACCC
Messenger RNA from Lacerta agilis (Sand lizard), 2356 nucleotides. Its product is annotated as zinc finger protein 883-like. The annotation marks the transcript as partial. The transcript is spliced from 5 exons. The record is from RefSeq and is a predicted model, not a curated record. NCBI's taxonomy places the organism in Eukaryota, Metazoa, Chordata, Lepidosauria, Squamata, Lacertidae. Gene Ontology annotation, molecular function: RNA polymerase II cis-regulatory region sequence-specific DNA binding; DNA-binding transcription factor activity, RNA polymerase II-specific. Gene Ontology annotation, biological process: regulation of transcription by RNA polymerase II.